CCUCCCGCUUCUCCUCCUAUCUUCCAGCACCUCCGACCCAAAGACCGCGCUCUUCUCACCAAAGUCAAUCAAGCCAAAGCUCAAUCAAACACCGACAACAUGACUACCGAGCAGACCUUCAUUGCCAUCAAGCCCGACGGUGUCCAGCGCGGCCUGGUCGGUCCCAUCAUCUCUCGCUUCGAGAACCGUGGCUUCAAGCUUGCCGCCAUCAAGCUUGUCUCUCCUUCCCAGGAGCACCUCGAGAAGCACUAUGCCGACCUCAGCGACAAGCCCUUCUUCAAGGGUCUGAUCACCUACAUGCGCUCCGGCCCCGUCUGCGCCAUGGUCUGGGAGGGCCGUGACGCCGUCAAGACCGGCCGUACCAUCCUCGGUGCCACCAACCCCCUUGCCUCCGCCCCCGGCACCAUCCGUGGCGACUUCGCUAUCGACGUCGGCCGCAACGUCUGCCACGGCUCCGACUCCGUCGAGAACGCCAAGAAGGAGAUUGACCUCUGGUUCAAGCCUGAGGAGGUUCAGAGCUGGAAGCAGAACGCCUUCGACUGGAUCUACGAGAAGGCCUGAACGCUCGGGGAGAUUGACCCUGAUGUGCCAUUAAUAUGGCAACUAGCAUGAGAUGACGGCUCCAUAGAACUGAAUAUAAAAAACAAACUUCCACAGCCGGGAACUUUCGGCCACACAAGCUUGAC
Molecule: messenger RNA, 686 nt
Organism: Aplosporella prunicola CBS 121167
Lineage: Eukaryota; Fungi; Ascomycota; Dothideomycetes; Botryosphaeriales; Aplosporellaceae
Exons: 5
Coding region: 100-561 (153 amino acids)
Biological process (GO): UTP biosynthetic process; GTP biosynthetic process; CTP biosynthetic process
Molecular function (GO): nucleoside diphosphate kinase activity
Source: RefSeq, a predicted model, not a curated record